AUGAACAAGGACAAGACAUUCCGGCCGAAAAAAAAAUUCCCAGUUGGAACGUUACGAUAUAAUCUGCAUAAGCAUGCUCAAGCCACGCUACAUUCGGGUUUGGAUUUGAAAGCGGCUGUUCGAUUACCACCUAACGAAAACUUCGAAGACUGGUUGGCUGUUCACACAGUGGAUUUUUUUAAUCGAAUAAAUCUUCUGUAUGGAAUAAUAUCAGAUGUUUGUAUAGCGAAAUCUUGCCCCACAAUGAGUGGUGGACCUCGAUAUGAAUAUCUUUGGCAGGAUGGUGUCCGUUAUAAAAAACCAACAAGAUUACCUGCUCCUGAAUACAUAUUUCUUUUAAUGGAUUGGAUUGAGAUACGGAUAAAUAAUGAAGCCAUUUUUCCUUCUAAUACAGAGAUUCCGUUCCCGCGAGACUUUCGGCAAACGUGUAAAAAGAUAUUGACAAGAUUGUUCCGAGUCUUUGUCCAUAUUUAUAUACAUCAUUUCGAUCGAUUAUCGCAACUGGGAGCUGAACCUCACGCAAACACUUUAUACAAACAUUUUUACUAUUUUAUCACUGAACAUCAGAUGGUUUCAUCACGUGAGUUGGAUGCUCUGGCAAGUUUUUCAUUGUAUGCAUUAUCAGAACGGAUUAGAAAUGUUCGGGUCAUGUCGCAUUAA
This is a messenger RNA of Acanthocheilonema viteae, 660 nucleotides long. The record is from the annotation of a GenBank genome assembly. Lineage: Eukaryota; Metazoa; Nematoda; Chromadorea; Rhabditida; Onchocercidae.